Molecule: messenger RNA, 1089 nt
Organism: Capronia epimyces CBS 606.96
Lineage: Eukaryota; Fungi; Ascomycota; Eurotiomycetes; Chaetothyriales; Herpotrichiellaceae
Exons: 4
Coding region: 1-1089 (362 amino acids)
Biological process (GO): butanediol biosynthetic process
Cellular component (GO): cytoplasm
Molecular function (GO): (R,R)-butanediol dehydrogenase activity
Source: RefSeq, a predicted model, not a curated record
AUGAAGGCCGCACGGUUCUAUGGACAGCGUGACAUCCGAGUCGACGAUGGUGUCUCGCUGCCCCAAGUCAAGCCCGGCCAGAUUCUAGUGGACAUUGAAUGGUGUGGAAUCUGCGGAUCAGAUCUGCAUGAAUACCUUGCUGGCACAGCCAUCCCGACCGAAGGCCAUCCGCACUCAUUGACGGGCGAGCACCUGCCGGUCGUCAUGGGCCACGAGUUUUGCGGGCGAGUGCGGGAAGUGAGUGCGGGCAGCAAGCUGCAGCCGGGCCAGGCGGUCAUGGUCGACCCCCGACUGUAUUGCAAGACCUGCCAUCGCUGCCAGUCCGCCCAGACCAACAUUUGCACGCAGUGGGCAUUCCUCGGCCUCUCAGGCCUGGGCGGCGGCUUUUCCGAAGCGGUCGCGGUCGAGGAGGAAAUGUGCCAUGUUCUGCCCGACUCGAUCCCGCUGUCGCAUGCCGCCUUGAUCGAACCACUGGUGGUGGCCAGGCACGCGCUCAAGUCGGCGGGUGUGCCGUCGUUCGACCAUCUCACCAUUCUCAUCCUUGGGGGCGGGCCGGUCGGCUUGGCCAUCAUCUUCAACCUGCGCGCCCGGGGUGUGAAGCGCAUCUUCGUGUCGGAGCCGACGCAGAAACGUCAGAAACACACGGCCGUCCUGGCCGAUGAGGUCUUCAACCCUCUCCAAAUCAAAGUUGGGGACCGGUGCCGCGAACUCACGGACGGCAAAGGCGUCGAUCUGGUCUUUGACUGUGCUGGCAUCGCCCCAGGCUUGGUAGACGGCAUGGAUGCGCUGAGGGCGGGGGGGACCUAUGUCAACGUGGCUGGGUGGGAGGAGCCGUUCGUUGUUCCGAUGGGGCUCUUCAUGAUGAAGGAACUCGUCUUAAGAGUGGCCAUGGCCUACACCGACGAAGACUUCCGGGAGGUGGUGGAGGAAUUCGUCGCCGGCAAGUUCAAGGGCGCGGAGCAGAUGAUCACCAGCCGGAUCUUGCUGGAUGAUGUGGUGACGAAAGGGUUUGAGGAGCUCGUCAACCACAAAGACGACCACGUCAAGAUCCUGGUCACUCCCAAACCCGAGUGUCUGGCCAAGGCAUAA